AUCAACGGAACAACUUUUCAGGUAAAUUUCCUGAAUCAGAUCAGUUUCACUCAUCAUCAUCUUUUCAUCAUCAAUUGAAUAACAAGUUUCAUUAACUUACCAAACAACUUGAAUACUAUUUUGUUUAUCAAAACAUUCAUUUCAUUGAAUCUCAUCUAACCGUUAACAUUGAAUUUACAAUUAAAUGAGUAAAAAAUAGUGUGUGAAUAUUUAACCGAUAAAAUCAAUGAGUAUCAAUAAUCAAUUUAGAUCAGUUAAAUUGUUGCCGAAUAAUAAAAUCAAUGGAUCAGAAUCAGUGUUUCCCAAUCACCACCAUCAUGGACAAUCAAAUAGCAAUACGAUUCCAAGUGAAUCAAAUCGUAACAAUAAUACUCAUGCUUCUUGUGAUGUGACAAUGAACGGAUUUAAUUCAGUGAUUAGUGUUAAAGAUAAAAUUGUUAUGAUGAACAAAUUGAAGACUCACAUGAGUGUUUCUUACAACGAUCGACCCUCGGCUCAGGUCACCUGCAAUCGACUUGUGAAUAAUAAUAAUAACAUUGAGAAUUCGAAUGGUUAUAAAAACGAUUGUUCGACAACAUUUUACUCUACAAAUAACGACGAGUUGUUACCGAUUAUUAAUAGUGAACCAUUAGCACCGAACGAUAGUAAACGAAGUACAGUUUUGAUAGGACCGAAUGUAAAUUUCAAUCAAUCGUCCACUAGAUUAAUUGGUUCGAGCGAUCAGACGAUAGUUCAAAAGGAAGCUAAUAGUUCACUUUGUGUUCGUCGAAUUAUGAUUUUACAUGAUAAUCUACAGUUCGAUGAGGCCAAUAAGUUCAUCGAUAAACUGUCACAAUUAACCUUUAGCAAAGUGAUUAAAGAGCUUCCGAUUGGAUCUUUAAUUGCUACGUUUCCAGGAUCAGUUAAACUGUUGGAAAUCAUUUAUACGAGAUUUAAUUGUCUUGAUGAUCAAUUGAAAUCGGAAAUUUGUUUCAAUGAGGUUUUACAACCUGAUAGAUUAGUGAUUAAUUUAGUUAAACUUUUCGCACUUCAAAAGCCAAUACAACCGAAUGGCAAAGGUUCAAAUGGAUUCCACAAGAACGCACUUCCUUUGAUUCGAGAAAAAUUUGAUUCAGAUCACCCGGUGAUCAUCGCCUCGAAAAAUAUACUCAAGAUUAUAUUGAUCUACAAGCCGUUCAUCCGCAAGGAAAUGUCCAAUCGUAAGGCCUCAUUGGACGAAGCACUUCAAGGAUUAAGUAAUCAUGGUUUAGUUGGUGCUGUUGAUCAAUCGUUGACCAGUUUACAUGAGGCUUUGCGUCUCGAAAUUUCAUCUGUAAUCGAUAAUUAUAAGGAUAUUUUGCUUCGAUUGGAAAACUUGAAAGAAUCGACAAACAAUUCAAAACGAACAGCAAUUUUGAGGUCAAUUUCUCGAGCGACCUCGCGAUCAUCAACAGCUCGAUUAAAUUCAAUGAACAAUUCAAAUGAGUUAUCGGUUAAUAACAAUAAUAAGAACCAAUUGAACAAAAAAUCGAACCUUAAGUUGGAAGAGUUACAAGAUCGACUUAUAUCGAAUCAAGUUAUUCUAAAUGCAGUUGAACCAAUUACGAUCUGUAAUCAACCUCUUCAAGAAUUAAUACUGACCCUUCAACAACGAAUCAACUACGAUAAACAAGUUCUUUCACAAUUUAAUCAACUUCGAAAGGAGUUUAAUGCCAAACGACCUCGAACCUCAGGAUCAGCGAGUGAUUCAGUUUCAUCCAUUUUCCCCGUUCUCAGUAUAUUUGCUUUCGGAUAUAAUCAGGUUCUCAAUUUAAUUAAUGAGAUUUCAACAUUAGAUGAAGCAAAUCAAUCAGAUGAUGAGAAUGAGAAAUUGCCGAUAAAAGUUGACCCAACAAUAGCCAAAGAUGAGAUCAAUACAAAGGUCAAGCAAAAUGGUGGACACAAAGGUGAUGAUGAGGUGAAAAAGGUUCAUCAUCAUGAUGAGAACUGUGAAAAUAAUUCGAGUCUCGAAUCGACUAGUCCAAAUAACGAUUUCGAGCUAAAUUGUCAAAUGCCAAAUAAAUAUAAUACAAUAAUCCAUCGUUCAGAUUAUCAUAAAAAUCGUAAAAUGAUUCCAAGUUUAUUAAAGGAAUUGAAAAACGACCAUUUAAUUACCGCUAAUCAAUUAACUGAUGGAAUCAAGGUAAAUGGAAACGAUUCAAAUUGUUUGGUUAAAGUUAAUCAAUCUACUUAUUCAUCUGAUGAUACAAUUAAAUCAUUGAAAGAUGAACUGAAUCGAGCAAAUAAAGUUAUUAAUGAGAUGAAGGAGCGAGAACAACAAUUAAAAGAUAGAUUAUCAGAUCAAGCUCAGAAAAUGCUAUCCAAGGGAUGGAAAUUGGAAAAUCUUUGUUUUAACGAAACUCGACCAACGGCCUUAAUCCGUCGAUACGGUAACUUGUACGCUCAGUCGAGAGUCGAUACACUCGAUGCAUUAGAUGACCUGAAGACCCUUAAAAAUGCUGAUGAUUUGAAGGCUAAAUUGUUAUUCUCGUUGGUCGUGCUUUCGUUUUGUUCAGUUGAACAAAGUGUCACCAGAAUCAGGCAGCAAAUACGAAAAGUGUUGAAAAUUCCCGCUGAUUUAACAAUUAAAAGUCAACCUGUGAGAGAAGCGAUCGAUGAGGUCGAUGUCGCAAUUACAUCUUACCUGAGAUUAUCUAUUGAUACAUUUGAUCCAAGAAAUAAUGUCGAGGAAGUUCUGAGUCAAAUUUGUGCCACACUCUAUGAUUAUCCAUGUUUACGAAGCUGCGAUGGUUUAUUGAUGUACAUAAAGGAUUGUGUCACUCUCGCUUGGGCACUAACCGUUCAAAAAACACCGUUUACAAUUGAAUAUGGAUGUCGGACUUUUGAUGAUCGAUUGCACAUUCGUUUCCAUACUUCAGAUCAAUCGUCGAAUCACAUUAAGAGUUAUCUUUGGCCAUCGCUAUUAGAAGCUUCGAAUGGACCUUGUGUACACAAAGGAGUUGUUAUCACUUAGAGAAAGUGAAUCAAUUUAACGCUAAUUGUUUCAAACAUUCCGAUUCAAUCAACUUUCAAAUAAAUUUUUCUACAAACUUUACAUAUAACAAUCACCAGUUCGAACUCUGUCCCAAUGAUAGAUCAAAAUAAACUUGGAAAAUAAGAGAAAUUGCUAAACGAGAGUAUAUACUUAAAUUAUCGAGAACUUUUACUGGUCAAAUCAAAAAAUAAAUCUAAUUUAUUGGUAAUUUAAUUUCUGAGCGACAUUUCUAAUCAUUUUUUAGAAAGAAAAGUAAUUCAAGUUUGGCGCUUUUCGAUUUCAACCAAUGGGAAUCGUAGAUAUUCAAGUUGUUCAAUUUGAAGAUUUUGUUUGUUUUGCUAUCAGAUCAAUUCUUAUUGUAAUACAAUAAUGGUAAGACUCAAGAUAUGUCCGUCAGCUCGAUAUUUUCAAUUUUCAGCUCAUUUUUUUCUCGGCUUAAAGUUCGGUUUGAUUGCCUCAGGCCCUCCGAGCCUUUCUUCGGUCUUAUGUAGCUUGAGUCUUACCCAAUUUUUCUGUUCGAAGAAAAAAUAUCGAUGUAUCGAUUUUUUCGUAAACAAUCGAUUAGAUUUUUGUUUAUUUUUCUUCAGUUGGAAUUUUUUUUUGUCUCCUCGUGUGAGUUUUUCUAUUGUUUUUUCAUUAGUUUUUUUUGGUUAUUCUUUUCUUUUUAUUAUGGAAUCGUGUGUAGAAAAGGAGCAAGCUAAACUUCCCCAGGAAAUUUCUUUAAUCUCUUUAAUUCAAUCUCGAUAUUCUGAGAUAAAACAAAUUAUCAAUGAGUUUAAAACGACUUCUCCAAAAUUGGCUUCUCAAAAGGAUGUACCCAUUUCUAUUUUCCUUAUUACAAAUCUAUAAUCAUUCGAAUUGACGAUAUUGAUCUGGUCUCUAAGAAAUUGGAUCAAUUCACAAAGUCCAAUUUUGAUUCAUUCUUUUCCGGCCCUGUUGCCUUAGGAUUCACCUCGAAAUGGGUACAAUUUUUCAAAGAUUCCGAUUCUCAGAGUCAAAUCAUGGGACCAGGAUAUCUAAUUUUCGAUAAGAAAAAUAACAUCCUCAUCAUUUGGUGUCACACUUUGAUUCACAGCGAGAUAUCGAAUAAGUUAUUUUUCAUUUGCGGUGGUAAAGUUUCUGACGGUGAAAAGAUUUACCAACUUUUCAGUUUGAUUGGAUCUGAGAGUUUACAUCAUUUGAAAAAAACUCUUGGUGAUUGUGGAUCAUUUUUACCCGAUAACUUUCAGGAUGGAAACAUUUUAACAAUCGAAGGUGACAAAAUUCUCAAUGAACCGAUCGGAGAAAAAUCUUCACAGCCUCACAGAAGAAUAGAAAUUAGUCAAGAUAACAAUGAAAAUUUAACUUCUUUAAUCAUUCAUAUGGUCAAAAUGAAUAAUAGAGAAUUGAUCUUUCUAUCAAUACCAUAUCCAAAAGCCAAAGACUUUUAGUAUAAAUUAGUUAGGAAUCGGACUCAUCUAGUUGGUUAUCCUUAGUUUUGGCUUCAUUAUAUUUCUAUUACUGAUAAGAUCAACCAAAGCACAUCUUUAUGUGAUCAUCCUGUGGGAAAACAAAUCAAGCACCAAAUAAAAAAGUCCAUUAAAAAAAGCGAAACGCUUUAAAUGGACUUGCGAAUGGAGUAAAUAUCGAGAAAUAUAAAUUUUAAUUUGUCCAAUAUUAUGUAUUCAUAUCAUAACAAAAAGCAAAAGAACGAUUUGAUCAAUUACUUCAAUGAACAUGGUGAUUUUCUAAUUGGUCUCAAGUGGUCACUAUUGCACUGAUUUUAGAUUAAUCGUCAGUUCGUAUUAAAAUUGCUCUUGGAAAUGUUUAAUUAGUUGGUCAUUGACACUCAGAGGAGAAACUAGAAAGUGAACAGAAAAUCUUGCAAUGAUUCUCAUUUAUCGUCAACAAAACUCGUUAAGACAAUUAAAUCAACUGUCAGUUGUUAUCAUCUUUUCAUCAGCAGCAUUUGAUUAGUACAUUUUUGCACUUCAAUGCUGUCAUCUAAUCGGAUAAAAUUAGUAACAAUGUUUCAUUGUAAUAGUAAAAACAACAACUUUUCACUCGUGGAGCAUCUGUUUACAAUUAGAUGCGGAAUUAAUCAAUUAAUUGAAUUCGUCUGCAAAAACUAACCACGGUUACAAUUGAAUCUUUUCACGUGCAAUCAAAAGUUAAACCACAAAAAAAUGACUGAUUAACCAAAUCUUUUCCAAUAAGAACUCUUGUCUAACCGGAAUGGCAGCAUCAUCAAUGUCAAUUCUGUAUUAUAUAAUUUUAAUCAACUGAUUGCUAAUCAUUUAAAAGCAGAAACUCCCACUCA
Panonychus citri (citrus red mite) is the source of this 5312-nucleotide messenger RNA. Its product is annotated as 5-methyltetrahydropteroyltriglutamate--homocysteine methyltransferase-like. The transcript has 11 exons. The record is from RefSeq and is a predicted model, not a curated record. Gene Ontology annotation, cellular component: mitochondrial outer membrane. Gene Ontology annotation, molecular function: zinc ion binding; 5-methyltetrahydropteroyltriglutamate-homocysteine S-methyltransferase activity. The coding region runs from base 227 to 2992 and encodes 921 amino acids. Gene Ontology annotation, biological process: mitophagy by internal vacuole formation; mitochondrial protein catabolic process. NCBI's taxonomy places the organism in Eukaryota, Metazoa, Arthropoda, Arachnida, Trombidiformes, Tetranychidae.